GAUGCAAAACAAACAAAAUAAAUUAUAAACUUGUAAAAACCAUAUUAUUCUUAAAUUGAGAUUAAUGACACGUGAGUCGUUGGGCAAAAAUUUGCUUGUGGAUUUUUUAAAUAAGAUUUGAAUAAAAUCUGACACUUGCCUAAUGUUGGUAGCUCGGAAAUACCAAACACAACCUCAAAAAUUAUUUAUUUUGAAUCGAUGAGAUGAGCCUCCCGACUGAUUUUGGGCCCGAUUCCGGCGGCCGACUCAAAGGGGUAUGCAUUGUGAAACCCAUCGUUUACGGCAACAUAGCUCGCUAUUUCGGCAAAAAACGCGAAGAAGAUGGACACACGCACCAAUGGACAGUUUAUGUGAAGCCCUACAACAACGAGGACAUCUCCUGUUACGUGAAAAAAGUCCAUUUCAAGCUGCAUGAAAGCUACGCCAACCAGAACCGUAUCGUCGUGAAGCCCCCUUACGAAAUCAGCGAAACUGGCUGGGGCGAGUUUGAAAUUGUCAUCAAAAUACAUUUCCACGACCCCAAUGAACGACCUGUUACUAUGUACCACAUCUUGAAACUUUUCCCCUCUGGUGGGACUGUGGACAUAGGGAUGGAGCAGGGAAAGGGGCUCCUAUCGGAAAGCUACGACGAGAUUGUCUUCCAAGACCCCACACAGCUGAUGCACCAUUUGUUAACAAACACCAAACAAUUGACUUUGGGGCGCUGGGAGCACAAUACCAAUUUCGAGGAAAAGAAGGAAAAAACGUUGAAAAAUAUCACAGAAGCGAAACAAAAAGUCAAAGCGGAGAUUGGGGUCCUGAAAAACCGUCUCAAACUAGCCAAAGAGACAAUUUCGCAGUUCAAGGAUGAAAUAGCCAAAGUGCAGGAUAAUCAAUACGUGGUUUAAUAACUUUAGAAACAUGAAUAUAACUUUUUAUCCUA
Tribolium madens (black flour beetle) is the source of this 922-nucleotide messenger RNA. RefSeq names its product YEATS domain-containing protein 4 (gene Gas41). The transcript has 4 exons. The coding region runs from base 204 to 887 and encodes 227 amino acids. Gene Ontology annotation, biological process: regulation of DNA-templated transcription. NCBI's taxonomy places the organism in Eukaryota, Metazoa, Arthropoda, Insecta, Coleoptera, Tenebrionidae. The record is from RefSeq and is a predicted model, not a curated record.